Poecilia latipinna (sailfin molly) is the source of this 5187-nucleotide messenger RNA. RefSeq names its product receptor-type tyrosine-protein phosphatase beta-like. Gene Ontology annotation, molecular function: cadherin binding. Gene Ontology annotation, cellular component: signaling receptor complex. The transcript is spliced from 13 exons. Gene Ontology annotation, biological process: angiogenesis; peptidyl-tyrosine dephosphorylation involved in inactivation of protein kinase activity. The coding region runs from base 114 to 5042 and encodes 1642 amino acids. Lineage: Eukaryota; Metazoa; Chordata; Actinopteri; Cyprinodontiformes; Poeciliidae. The record is from RefSeq and is a predicted model, not a curated record.
GGGAGGAAGUGCUGCUGGCUGACUUUUUCCUCCCACAAAGACGCACUUCCUCCCAGCUCUGCUGUCCCCACUCAUCAGCGGCCGCAGGACUCACGGAGGAGCAGCAGAGGAACAUGAAGGCCCUGGUUCUGCUUCUGCUUCUGGGAUCCAGCUGUGUCUGCACGACUUCUUUUCCCAGUUUUUCUUUGCCUACACAUGAACCAGAGGAGCUAUUCAGCAGUCCAUUCAGAACCAAAACAAAUGACCCAUUGUCAAACACCGACAGAGUCCUGGGAACCACCCGACACAUUAACACCUCCGACAUCCACAGUUCAUCAACUCAUGGAGCUUCAGCCCAUGGAAACACUACCAAACCUCCAGAUUUACUUCCAGAUGAUACGUCCUCUGUCUCAGAGCUUUUCUAUCCAAACACAGACCAAACUGCUUUAUCCAGUGUUGGUGGGUCCACCACUGACCAAUUAAAUGGUCAUACUGUCCCGUCUGGUCCAAGUGUGUCCACCACUAACCAGUUAGAGGCUCACAAUGUCUUAUCUACCACAGGUGUGUCCACCACCAAUCAGUUGAAUGUCCACACCGUCUCAUCUGGUCCAGGUGUGUCCACCACCAAUCAGUUGAAUGUCCACACCGUCUCAUCUGAUCCAGGUGUGUCCACCCCCAAUCAGUUGAAUGUCCACACCGUCUCAUCUGGUCCAGGUGUGUCCACCCCCAAUCAGCUGAACGUCCACAUCGUCUCAUCUGGUCCAAGUGUGUCCACCACUGAUCGGUUGAAUGUCCGCACUGUCUCAUCUGGUCCAGGUGUGUCCACUACCAAUCAGUUGAAUGUCCAGACUGUUUCAUCUGGUCCAGGUGUGUCCACUACCAAUCAGUUUAAUGUCCAAACUGUUUCAUCUGGUCCAGGUGUGUUCACCACUGACCAAUCAGAAAUUCCAACAAUGUUAUCAGAUGCAAAUGUGUUCACCUCCGACCAAUCAGAUGUUCACGUUGUCUCAUCUGGUCCAGAUGUAGUCGCAACUGGCCAGUCAGAAGUGACAAACAGUUCAAAAGGACACAGGAAGCCACAGCCUAAGACUGAAACAGCAUCAGUGUUGAACACAUUGUCCUCCCUUAAUGGAAACCAAAUUGACUCCAGUGGAAGCAGAACCAGGCUUGGUUCCUCUGCAGGAUAUCCACGGAAGAGCACAGUUGGACUGAAGGACUUCACAUUCCCCUUUGAGUUUUCACCAUCUGCUGCAGCUACAUUUUCUGACAGCUCAUCUGCUGACUCUGAGCCAAACACCAUAUCAACAUCUUAUCGUAUUACUUAUACAAAAGGCUCUACUUUAGCUACACCAACCAUAGCUUACACACCUGGAGAAUCACUCCUUACAUCUGUCUCCAUGACAGAGACAAACCCAUCAUACAACCAUUACAAACUUGUCACAGCUUCUGAAGCUUCACCUUCAGUUGAAGGCUUUUCUCAACAUCCAGACACAGCUAGGACAGUGAAUGAAGUAGCUGACAACACACCCGGUGGCACACCUCAAACCACACCUGAAGCCACAUCUGCUGUUUCAGGAUCUGCAUAUACAUCUGUAAUAACACCUGAGAUUGGACCCAUGACCUCACCUGGGGUCACUCCAAGAACGAACCCUAAAACUACAUCUGCAACCACAAAUGCAGCUUCCGCACCUGGAACCUCACCUGGAGAUUCUGAACCUGAAACCCCACCUGGUGCUUUCACGCAUGAAAUGAAGCCUGCAGUGACAUCAGCAAUGCCUACACUUCAGUCCACACCUGGAAUCUCCACACCUGAAUCCACACCAGCAGCUUCUGAACAUGAAACGACAUCUGAAGCUCUAACACAUGAAACCACAUCUGCCGCUAAACAUACAACUACACUUGCAAUCAGAACUACAACCAGAACGCCAACACCGAGCUCUGCACCAGUGACCACACCCACAGCAACAACGCAUGUAGUGUCCACCCCCUCUACACCCAUAAUGGCUGUACCAACAAGUCUCCCUAGCAUCACCACGCAAACCACACAGUCAACUAUAUCUCCACUGCUGGCCACCACACAUGUCCAGACCAGCUGCGCCGUGGAGCUAACAGAGGUCAGGACCACCUGGGACUCAGCAGUGGUUUGGUUCACUGCUGCCUGUCCAUCACCUGACUUCACAGCCUUCAUGGAUCCAGGCUCUAGGCCAACCGCAGUCCGCUGUGAUCAGGAUGGAAACAAUGGAUAUACGUUUAUCUGCAACAUGACAGAGCUACAACCAGGAACUUUGUAUGAACUAAGGGUGAUCUCUGGGAACGAUGAGGAGAGAAGCCUUGGCUCAAUACGCACAGUACCAGUUAGUCCAGCUCAGCUUGAGAUCCAGUUGGACCCUGAAAACAUGGCUUCAGUUCAUGAAGGAUCCUCUGGGCUGCGAGUCCUUUGGUCCCUCUCUGCAGGACAUGUGGACUGGUAUAAUGUAACUCUGGAAGACGUCCACUCCGGUAUGGUUCGUAGCAACAGAGUCAUGGGUUCUGCAGCUCCCCAGUCUUGUUUCACCUCCCUUGUCCCAGGAACUCUGUACAACAUCAGUGUGUUGGCCAUAUCUGGGAACAAGACUGCUGCACCUGUGCACACCAUUGCAGUAACAGCCCCUUCAGCGGUGGAUGGCCUUCAAGUAGCAUCCUCAUCUUUAGACAGCCUCAGUGUGCUCUGGCGGCCUGGCCCAGGACGGGUGGAAAACUUUAAGGUCCUAGUGACGGACCAGGAUGGGUUUCUCCUGAGGAACAUCACUUUGACGAACACUACGACCUACACCAAGCUGGAUGGGCUGCAGCCAGGGACACCGUACAGGGUCACCGUGGUAACAAAUGCUGCUGGCCUGCAGAGCUCUGCCUCCAUACAGGCCUACACUGUCCCAGCAGCUGUGUCAGAUCUGAUUAUCAACAAUGAUGGCAGCUCAGAGAGUCUCCGGGCCUCCUGGACCGCACCUAAAGGGGGUGUGGACUUUUUUACAGUGACCCUGUGGGCUUCAGGUUUGACCCCUGAGCAACGAAUCCUAGCCCCCAAUGUCACCCAGCUGGUGUUUGAGGGUCUAACCCCUGGACGCCGCUACCAGCUGUCUGUCAACUCCUCAGCAGGAGGCCUGAGUUCAGAGAGCAGGACUGAAGGAAGGACAGUUCCUGACCAGGUGUCCACCCUCUCCAUGUCCAUUGACAGCAGCAAGCUGCAACUCAGCUGGUCUCCCCCCAGAGGCGACUGGGAGUACUACAGCGUUCUGUUGACAGAUGGCCCUGCUGUUCUAUUUAAUAGGACAGUCAGUAAGAAGAGCAGAGAGCUUCUCGUGUCCAUCCAGAGCCUCGGUUUAGUUCCAGGACGGCUCUACUCUGCAGAGUUCGCGGUGCACAGCGGCAGUUUGAGUAACACAGCCCACUGCAGCAGCAGACUAGCACCUCGUCCUGUGCAGCAGCUUGUCCUUCGUCAUGCUGAUGAGACGUCUCUUAGUGUGCAGUGGAGACAGCCCGUUGGACGUUGGGACAGCUUCACGGUGCUUCUCACAGAUGAGGACCUCGCCACUCCUGACACUCAGAGGAUCCUCAGUGGUGGAUCCAGAGAGUGCACCUUCCGAGGCCUCGCCUCAGGACGCCGCUACACUGUUACCGUGAAAACUAGCAGCGGUACCCUGAGCAACUCUGACUCCCUGACAGCAUGGACCACACCAGCUCCGGUCAGCGGGCUGCAGGUUUUUAACCUCGACAGCACCGACAGCCUGCAGGCUCAGUGGGAACUGGCUUCUGGAGACCAAGACUCGUACCAAGUUCUGCUGGUCCGUGACAGCAGCGUCAUCAAGAAUAAGAGUGUUGCAGGCAACAUCAGCAGCAUAAGCUUCCAGAACCUGAGACCAGGAGCACAGUACAAGGUGGUGGUCACCACCAUCAGAGCCGGACACACUUCCAGACAGACUGUGGCCGAAGGACGCACAGUGCCAGCGGCGGUCACCGAUGUUCGGGUCAGUAACAAUGGUCGCACGGAUUUCCUCACCGUGUCCUGGAAUCAGGCUGCAGGUGAGGUGGAUAGUUACUUGGUAACCCUGAGUGACCGUGACAGGACACUGCACAGCCUGGCCGUGUCAAAGUUCAACCCUGGCUGCAUCUUCAACUCGCUGGUAUCUGGACGCCUCUACAACAUCUCCAUCACCAGCUGCAGCGGUCGCUACAGAAACCACACCUUCAUCCAGGAGAGAACACAGCCCUCAAAGGUGCAGAACCCCACAGCGACUCAUGGUGCUCGGGAUGACUCCCUGAAGGUUUAUUGGCGUCAUGCUGCUGGAGACCUUGACUUCUACCAGGUGUUCAUCAAACACAACAACACCUUCCUGCAGAACAAGACAGUCCAGAAGACACAGAGCGAGUGUGUGUUCACUGGACUGGUACCAGGACGGCUCUACACAGUACUAGUGAACACCUGGAGCGGUUCUUACGAAGCCAGUGCGUCCACCCAUGGAAGAACCUUCCCAGCAGCGGUCCAAUCUCUCAGUCUUGCGGGACGGGGGACUGAGGACCUUCGGGUGACAUGGUUGGCAGCUCCAGGUGAUGUGGAUCACUAUGAAGUGCAGCUGCUGUUCAGUGACAUGAAAGUGUUUCCACCUCUCACUCUGGGCAGUGGGGUGGGGGAGUGUGUCCUGUCAUCACUCACACCUGGGCGACUCUACAAGAUCUUAGUUUCAACCUUCAGCGGUCCAAAUCAGAGGACCCAGUUCAUAGAGGGUCGAACAGUUCCUAGUAAGGUGAAGAACAUCCAUGUUAACGGUGACAGCAGUCAUCUGAAGGUGAGCUGGACUCCUGGGCCAGGUGAUGUGGAUGGAUACUCAGUCUUUCUGUACAGAGAGAGUCGAGAACUGGCUGUCCAAGCUGUCCUCAAGCACCAAAAUGAGGUGACGUUUGACUGGCUGCAGCCAGGUCAACUGUACGGUGUUAUGGUUCAGUCUUCAAGCGGAGAGCUGCUGAACAACAACACAUCCACGGGACGCACAGGUGAGAGCAAGAAAGAGGUUUUCAGCACACAUUAGUUGGCCCUCAGUGAGCCGUGACAGUUUUCUCCGUCCCAUUGUCCGAAGUUUGUGCCUUCCCCUCUUUUCUUUCUGUCCUUCCUUCGUCUCUCUUUACCAUAUGCCCUUAAUUCAUUCCUACUUGUCCAUCUGCUUUGUGUCUUGU